Exophiala dermatitidis NIH/UT8656 is the source of this 1829-nucleotide messenger RNA. RefSeq lists its product as uncharacterized. The coding region runs from base 175 to 1338 and encodes 387 amino acids. The record is from RefSeq and is a predicted model, not a curated record. Lineage: Eukaryota; Fungi; Ascomycota; Eurotiomycetes; Chaetothyriales; Herpotrichiellaceae. Gene Ontology annotation, molecular function: structural constituent of ribosome. Gene Ontology annotation, cellular component: mitochondrial large ribosomal subunit. The transcript has 3 exons.
CAUUUUUGGACCUCGAGCAGCACUGCAUCCAAUAUCAGUGCUUGCGAGCACGAGGACGAGCAACUGCAUCGACUGAUUGACCAGUGGUGAGAGUCCAAGUCGAGGUCGAAGUCGGGUCUGGGGUUUUCAGAUUCUCCCGUUUCGAGGAGCAGUUCGUUUCGUUUAGUACCGACAAUGGCUCCUCGGUCAAGAGGCGCGCAACGCAUCAUCGACGCUCUAGGACUUUCGAACCCAAACAACAGUCAGCACGUCUGCCGGUCAUGUCGAACACGGUCACAAUUCUAUUCACCAUCAUCGCGCAACUACGCAUCGCUAGCGACGGCAAAGGCCACCGUCGAAGCACCGCCCAUUACGCAAGUGUCGCCAGACGGGCCUGAAGCGUCCCCGUUGCCGCAACCCAUCUACACCAUCAAAGCGGGCGUGGUGCUGUCGCGCCCGCCGCUGAUCACGCCCGACCCUCACCCCUUCGAGACCGCAUAUUACCUAUACCAGCGACGGUUGAACGAGCGACUCGUCCUGCCUUUCACGCAGUACUUUUACUACAAGCGCGGCACGCCGGCAUUUGAGCAGUGGCGGACCAAGCGGCGAGAACGAGGAGGCGCCGCCACACGCGACAUUGGCAAAUAUAACGCUUACAGUGAGGAGGCGUGGAACGAUGAGGUCUUGGUCGGCGAUGACACGGCGAAUCCGUCCAAGAUUGUUGAGCAGUUGAUUGCCGAGGAAGGUCGCGCCGACGAAUUUACUGGCAAAGGCGAUCCAAAGUUCGCUGGUCUGAAGCGCAGGACUGAGGCGGAUGAGAAGAAUGAUCAACGCAGUCUGGAGCGCAGUCUUAGCCGCACGUUGUAUUUGUUGGUCAAAAAUAAGAAAGUGCCGGGCCAGAAGCAGGAGGAGAGCGAGUUGUGGAAGUUUCCUAGUGGAGGCCUGGUUGGGCAUGAAGGGCUGAAAGAGGCCGCACAACGGAUUCUGUUCAGCUCGCUGGGCGAAAACAUGAACACCUUUUUCGUCGGAAAUCAUCCUGUCGGCCACUACAUUGCGAAAUUCUCCUCGCCCAGACCUGGCGCGUUGCCGCCGAUGACCACGCAGAAAUCCAAGGCUUCUGGUGAUACAGUUUUGAAACUGGACGUCGCGCUACAACCGGAAAAGUAUGAGGGGCUGGUUGAAGGCGAGAAGACGUUUUUCAUGAAGGCCCGGAUUAUGGCGGGUCAGCCUGAUUUGACCGCCAACGCGGACCAAGAAAAGGACAUUGAGGACUUUAUGUGGUUGAGUAAAGAGGAGAUUGAGCGAGUCGUGCAUCCGGACUAUUGGGUCCGAGUGAGGAAUAUGCUUGUGGCGCAGUAAACAGUAACUAGUAACCACUGUUGCUGCUGCUGCUGUGGUAGUGAUUGUGAUGGUGGCUGCUGGGUGCCGGCUGUGCUUAGCUACCUUGACCACAGUCGGGUGAUCUGUACAUUUAGGGUGCUCAACCCAUUCUGAGGAGCUGAGGAUCCUGGGCUGGAUACUAACUUAUGGACAUGCGCCUAUUCAUACCAUACUAUUGGCGAGGGCAAACUUGGACUUUUUUCUUUUCUUCUCCCAAACCGGUGACCGUGAGAGUUGAUAUCCGUAUCGGCAUAAAAUAUCAGAUUCCACUCUUACAACCAGGAUCAGGACCAGUACCAUAGCUAACCUGAGUUUUUCAACGUCAAUACCAACAUCAGCUCGAUCCUUCCGUCGUCAACUUCAACAUCAUUCCUUAUUACACCCCCCACUGGAAUCCAGAUCAAGAGGAGAGUCGAGAAAAGGUACAGUACCUUAGUUGGUCCGGUCCGGUCCGGUCAAAUAUCCUUACA